Messenger RNA from Puccinia graminis f. sp. tritici CRL 75-36-700-3, 2831 nucleotides. RefSeq lists its product as uncharacterized. The transcript is spliced from 16 exons. Gene Ontology annotation, biological process: potassium ion transmembrane transport. Gene Ontology annotation, molecular function: potassium ion transmembrane transporter activity. Bases 1 to 2619 code for a protein of 872 amino acids. NCBI's taxonomy places the organism in Eukaryota, Fungi, Basidiomycota, Pucciniomycetes, Pucciniales, Pucciniaceae. Gene Ontology annotation, cellular component: membrane. The record is from RefSeq and is a predicted model, not a curated record.
AUGUCCAAGAUAUUCGCGCGAUCUUCGACCUGGACCGACAGUUUGGACCAGCGGUAUCGGCAGGCCCGUCCGCCCCUCGUGGUCACCGCCUUCGCGGCCAUCGGGAUCAUCUAUGGCGAUAUCGGGACAAGUCCUCUCUAUGUUAUGAACGGUAUCUUUCCCUCAAAUGGACCUUCGCCCAGUGCCGAAGAUGCAAUGGGCGCUAUCAGCGCGAUCAUUUGGACUUUGACGAUUGUGCCCUUGAUCAAGUACAGUCUGAUAGCCCUAGAGUUUGGGACUGGAGAAGGAGAAGGAGGCCCGUUCGCAUUAUUUGCGCAGAUGUACCCGACCGAAAAAGAGGGAUCCGAAUUGGCAUUGCCCUCGAUCCACUCAGUUGGUGAGCAUGUCACCGCCGGCGCUACAUCCUUUCUGGCCCGGCCGAUGGUCAAACCUAUCAUCAAAGUCAUCACCUUGUUUGCGGUGGCUUUGAUCAUGAGUGAUGGAAUCCUGACCCCAGCGGUAUCGGUGACGAGUGCGGUGUCAGGCAUAGCGAUCCCGGUCCCAGCCCUGAAGUCGUCCGACAUCACGGGCAUCUCGAUUGCGAUCCUGAUUGCGAUCUUCUUCUCGCAGCGCUUCGGCACCCAGAAGCUCGCCUUAUCCUUCGCCCCGAUCGUCACCAUCUGGCUCAUGAUCAUCUCCGGCACUGGUAUCUAUAACAUCACCCGUCAUCCCGCAGUCUUUCGUGCCCUCGAUCCUAGUCGCGCUAUUAUGUACUUCGUCCGCGUCAGGUCCAUCAGCCCUUUGAGUGGGAUUCUGUUGUCCAUCACUGGGGUCGAGGCCUUAUUUGCAAACCUGGGACAGUUUUCCAAAGGCGCAAUCCGUCUAUCUUUCAUGUCUGCAGUUUACCCAGCCCUGAUACUAGCCUAUCUCGGCCAAGGCGCAGUAUUGAUAACCGACGGACCCGAGGUGGUCACCAACAUCUUUUACCGCUCUAUUCCCGGGGGUCAAGGCGGAGCGCUAUGGUGGAUUACCUGGAGCUUUGCUCUUUUGGCUGCGAUCGUCGCCUCUCAAGCAAUGAUCACUGCCUCGUUCUCCUUGAUCCAGCAAAUGGUCGGCCUCAAGAGCUUUCCGCCGGUCAGAAUCGUCCACACUAGUGACUCUUCUCGCGGACAAAUUUACGCCCCAGUCGUGAACUUUUUGUUGUUGAUUGGUACCGUUGGUGUCACGGCAGGAUUUGGGGCGGAUGAAGGUCUGAACUCCGCGUAUGGUUUUGCGGUCGCUGGGGUUUUGAUAACCACUACAUUCCUUAUGACUAUGGUUAUGAUUCACGUCAAAGGCAUGCCAGUAUGGCUAUCACUACUCUUUUUUACUCUUGCAGGUUUCUUCGAUGCCUUAUUCUUUGCGUCAGCCUUGCAAAAGAUCCCACACGGAGCUUGGUUUACGCUCACGUUGGGCUGUUUGAUUGGCUUGUUCCUCCUUUUCUGGACAUGGGCAAAAGGGCUGGAGGAUAAAUUUGACGCUGCCCAUCGGAUCAAGCUUGGCCAAUUAUUGAUCAAGCACUCCUCGCCCGAUCAACCAGUGACCCCUCUCAAGUCUGCCAAUAGUGAACUGCCAGGGCGUGGGGGUGGAGCUGUAUACGGGUACCCCAGCGAGAAUGAUGCCUUGCAACAAUAUCCAUCAACGCCUGUGACUCCGACUCAUAACCCUUCGGAAAUCCUACUAGCUCCGAUGCACAUCAGCGAUUUGGCCCUCCAUGAAGAACCAGAAGAGAUGAAGUCAGACGAAAUCAUGGAGGAAAAACAGGAAAUGAUCAACUUACCGGCGACCGGUGAUGAGCAGAGAAACUCCCACGAGCAAAAGGUGACGAUCCACGAGCCGCAUCACCCCAGGAGCUCAAGUCACAACGUGUCCAGCUACCCUCCGGUCCAGGCUAUCCAUCAGAUCACCAAGCAUCUCACCACCAGCCAACACUCGCCUAGAUUUGCCAGACGGCAGAACACCUUUGACAACCAAGCAAUCACGCUGAAUCCGGUCUACAGUCCUGACGUCAUACUUAGUGGUCCCCUACCACGGCUGGAAUGUUUCUCCUUUUUCCAUCAUCUGGGAGAAGGCAUCGGUGCGCCGCACUCGUUCUCGGCCUUGCUCCGACACCAACCUGCGUUACCCAGGGUGGUCGUCUUCCUGUCCAUCCGAGUCGUCAGCGUGCCCCAUCUCCAGGAAGAAGAUAAGUAUCUGAUCGACAAGCUGAGGACCCUGAGCGGCUUCUAUCUGAUGACCUAUCGGGUCGGCUAUCGAGACCCCUUGGACUUGAGAGGCCUCACCAAGCCCACUCUGGAGAGAAUCAUCGAACUCGAAAGGGGCAUCGUGCCCAUCGGUUCCAACAGCGCGCUGGAAGAUGAGAUAUAUAAAAUCACUAAGGCUGCUAAUAACACCAAUCACAUCUUGCCCCAUUAUCAUUGCACGGCCAAGCCUUUAACAGCGGACAAAAGCAGUAACGUUUUUGCGAAGUUUUACCAUUCGAUCAGAUCGUAUCUUUUGGAAGAGAUCUAUCGAAGAGUAUCUCAAAACUUCCCGGAAACGUCGAACUACGUGAUCGAUGAAUCGAAGGUCUUACGGAUCGGCGUGAAUGCCUUGAUCUGAGCACCACAUAAUUAAUCGCGGUCUCGCGGCCAGGAAGCACACACACAUCCUUAUUUUCACUUCAACCAGCGGAUCAGGUUUUGCAGAGAUCUUGUACAAACCUGAGCGUUAUCUUCCCACCCUCUUCAGGCCUUCCAAACAAUCGUUUUUUUUUUCUUUGAUGUCAACUCUAUGUUGUUGUUGUUUAUAAAUCUCUAGUUUGCUAGCACUAU